Messenger RNA from Angiostrongylus costaricensis, 396 nucleotides. The record is from the annotation of a GenBank genome assembly. NCBI's taxonomy places the organism in Eukaryota, Metazoa, Nematoda, Chromadorea, Rhabditida, Metastrongylidae.
AUGAACACGGCUACUGGAAAGACGUCUGUCAGAACAACUCAAAAUACAUCCGGGCGUAAUGAAGCCAUAGACGUCAACAAACUAAAUUUGCUGAUUCGUGCUCUCGACAAGACGUGGGUUCUUCCACGACUCGACUCGAAAGACCCCGUUGGAAGCAAUUUCCAGUACAAGAAAACAUGCGCUUCGAUAUUCAAAGCUCGUCAUGGUGCCUGUCAGCAACUGAGCUUUGGUGUGAUGUGCUUCAACUACUGCCAUGAACGAGGUGAAAAACUGGUGUUUCGUUGUCAAGACACUUCGGAUGCGGCAUACUGUAGGCAGUCGGGCACGUUCGAGACAUUCCUUGCUAAAUAUCGUAGAGACGGCUACAAAGCAAAAGCUUACGUUCAUCAGGUAUAG